Cydia splendana is the source of this 2628-nucleotide messenger RNA. RefSeq lists its product as uncharacterized. The record is from RefSeq and is a predicted model, not a curated record. NCBI's taxonomy places the organism in Eukaryota, Metazoa, Arthropoda, Insecta, Lepidoptera, Tortricidae. Gene Ontology annotation, cellular component: chromosome passenger complex; spindle microtubule; kinetochore. The coding region runs from base 209 to 1204 and encodes 331 amino acids. Gene Ontology annotation, biological process: regulation of cytokinesis; mitotic spindle organization; protein phosphorylation. Gene Ontology annotation, molecular function: ATP binding; protein kinase activity. The transcript has a single exon.
AAAUCGCUGCAGAUAGCAAAAUACGUUAUUUAUUUGAAACGAAUUUCACUGCCGAGUUUCCCAAAAAUCCCACGAAAUAAUAUUUUAUCAAUAAUUAUAAUCAUUAUUUACGGUUACUGAAUAUUCAUGUAGUGUUAACUUAUGAAAUGCUCGCGUGACAAAAGGACAUCUUGAAAGCUUCUCACUGUGCUUGCAUUGUUAUACAAAGAUGGAGAACAAGAAACCCGCUGGUGAUAAUUUCAAAGUGCCAACGUUGCCAGUAGGCCGCCCCCUGCAGUCGAGCACCAAAGCGAACAUCCCAGACACGAAGGAAUCCACUUCAGCGGGCCUGAAGAGUGCACACGAGAAGAAAAGUUCCUGGGCACUGACAGACUUCGACCUCGGGCGGGCACUGGGCAAAGGUAAAUUUGGAAAUGUAUAUCUGGCGCGCGAAAAGGAGUCCCGAUACGUGGUGGCGCUGAAAGUGCUGUUCAAGAGCCAGAUCCUGGACGCGGACAUCGAGCACCAGGUGCGGCGCGAGGUGGAGAUCCAGUGCCGGCUGCGGCACCCCAACAUCCUGCGCAUGUACGGCUACUUCCAUGACGAGAAGCGCAUCUACCUCAUCCUGGAGUACGCCAAGCACGGCGCGCUCUACAUGCUGCUCAAGCAGCGCGGCCGCUUCGACGAGAAGACUGCCGCCAUCUACAUCCGCGACCUCACCAAGGCUCUCAUCUACUGCCACGCCAAGAAAGUGAUACACCGCGACAUCAAACCUGAGAAUAUACUUAUAGGACACAAUGGAGAGCUGAAAAUAGCUGACUUUGGGUGGUCCGUGCACUCCCCGUCCUCUAGAAGAAUGACACUCUGUGGAACGUUGGACUACUUAUCACCGGAGAUGAUUGAAGGGAAGCCCCACAGCUACGCAGUUGACAUUUGGAGUCUCGGUGUGUUAUGCUAUGAGCUACUUGUAGGAUUACCUCCAUUUGACGCCAAGCACUCAAAUCAGACUUAUUUGAAAAUUAGGUAUGUAAUAAUUAAGUAUCCGGAGUAUGUGUCUGAAAAGGCAAAGGAUCUCAUGGGCAACCUGCUGGUGGUGAACCCGGAGAACCGCCUGCCCCUCGCCACUGUGCUGCAGCAUCCCUGGAUUGUAGAGAAUGCCCCGCCGGGGGCGCUGCCACCUGCCUUCAACCCUGACCCUAAUGUAAAAGUAGAGAAUAAACAAUAAUUGCAGCUAAUGUUAAUUAUUAGUGGUUGUUUAAAUUAUGACAGCAUUACAAGCUUCUAAUUCAUUGAUUUGAAAAUAAGAUCAUUAAUGUAAUUUAUAGUUCAAUGAAUGAUUCCUCAUUGCUGGGGCUGGUUUUCUACUGUGAAAAUUAAAUUGUUUAUCUGCUAUUCUUGAAUGUACAGUCUUUUGUGAUAUAGGACAAGUCAAAAUACAAACAUAUAUCAGACUUUCUCCUAUUUCUUCAAUUGUGUAUUUAUUUCUCAGUGACUGUACUCACUGUAGUCUUAAGGGGUCAUCCAUUAAUUACAUCACACGUUUAGGGGGAGGGAGGGGGUCAAGAAAAUGUGACAUAUUGUGACAUGGGGGAGGGGGGAGACAUAAACUUUGUGACGUCACUUUAACUUCAUCAGUAACCGAAAAUUUAUUUAAAUUAUUUUAUUGUUUUUUUUUUUUUAAAUCCUUUUUGACUAAUGAAUCUAAUGAUGUAGUAGUGAAGUAUUACCUACACCACUACAUCACAUAUAAGUAUAGUUUGCACAUCAACCUGGCCUCGUCUGAUAGUGGCGAUGCCAGGACGAUGUUGCAACUACCUAUGUUGGUAGAUUUAAUAAAUGUCAUGUCAUUCCUCAGCGCCUCAUUACGGACACAUUCCAUCAACACAUGGUGAACAUCUUCUAUUUUAUUGCACUCUUGGCAAUUUGGUGAAGCCGCUAGUUUCAUCAGGUGCUUGAAUUUGUUUGACGGAAUGUGCCCGGAACGAAGUCUGAGGAGUAUUUUAUUGUUGUACUUUUAAAUAACAAGUUUUUAAAACGAUAAUCGUUAUUAUUCGUUUAAUUUUCUUUCCUAAGCAGUUUUGGGUUAUAAAAUUACUAAUAUUUAUAUCGUCAAAAAUAUUUUGUAAAAAUAUUAAUAAUACUUAGGUAGGUACUUACUUAUUUCGAUUUGGCGAUUUCGUAGAAAAAAUGUGACGUCACACUAGGGGGGAGGGGUUUGCCAAAUGUGACCAAGUGUGACAAGGAGGGGGGGAGGGGUCAAAAAACCUAGAAAUUCGUGUGACGUAAUUAAUGGAUGACCCCUAAUAUGAACACACAUUUAGCAUAUUGUUCAUUAAAAUAUAGGGCUAUGUGUAAAAUAAUAAUGCCAUUUUAUUAGGAAUACUGUUUGUAGUUGUUAGUAGCCUAAUUUGUAUUUUAAUGUUAUGAAAUGUAAUUAGAUGGUGAUUUAUCUGUAUAAUUAUGGUAUCUAUUUUGCUAGGGGUUGGGAAAUAAUUGUAGUCAAUGUCGUCAUCCCUGCAUUUAUUAUGUGUAGACAUUUGGACUCAAGUUCAUUUGGUAUGUUCAUUCUAAAGACUAAUUAUGACUGAACUAGAUUUAAAGAAAUGUUAACUUAAAUCAUGAUCUUAUUGUAUAGUUUAAAUACAUAAU